AUGUUUCCCUCGAAGGUUGAGUUAAAACGAGCUUUGAACAUGUUCACUCUAAAAUACCAUUUUGGGAUAAGAGUAAAAAGGUCAUGUAAAGGUCGUUAUGAGGUUGGUUACAAGGACAAGGCAUGCAAGUUCGGUGUGCGUGCAAUGAAGUUACUUGAAGGAGAAUAUUGGCAAGUUCAGACGUUCCACAAAUUGCACAUGUGUACUGUCGAUAGUUUACAAGGGCGAUUUUCAACGGCGAGUGCAAUGAUAAUUGGUGAACUUAUGUCACACAAGCUUCAAGCUAAUGGAAUAGCAUUGAGACCUAAAGACAUAAUUGGUGAGAUGAAGGUUCAAUGGGAAUUGGAAUGCUUAUAUGGUAAGGCCUGGGCUUGUAUUCGAGGGUUUAGGGAUGUAAUGCGUCGUAUGGUUACAAUUGAUGCGACACAUUUGAAAGGCAGAUUCAAGGGUGUUCUGUUUGUCACUGUAUGCAAAGAUGAAAACGAGUGCGUAUAUCCAGUUGCGUUUGGCAUUAGCCAUGUUGAGGACGAAGACUCGUGGACGUGGUUUCUUAGCAAGUUACAUGAUGCAGUUGGUUGUCCUGAAAAUACUAUGUUCAUUUCUAAUCAGCAUCUUGGCAUUAAGAUAGCAAUCUAA
Molecule: messenger RNA, 636 nt
Organism: Theobroma umbraticum
Lineage: Eukaryota; Viridiplantae; Streptophyta; Magnoliopsida; Malvales; Malvaceae
Source: RefSeq, a predicted model, not a curated record